AUGACUCGGACGCUCACAACGCCAAGCGGUCCACCAGCCGGCGCAGUAAAGACACUGACAAUGUUGUGGCCAACGCCAUCGCUCGGAAGAGAAACUCUACGAGGACAUCACCCGCAGCGAUCCACGCGCCGACAGAAACCCAAGGGACCAGAAGAAACAGCAGAUAAGCUAGGAGAUAGAGUUAAGACACGCCGGUCUGCACGACCCACAGCUACUGAAACUCAGAAGAGUAAAGCCAAAGAAGAUAUUGAAAUGGAUAUCGUGGAUUCAGAUGACGAGGUGCUGGAUCGAGGUAACCGUUCACAGUUAAGGCACCUGAGCGAACUCGGCUUGAAGGCUGUCACCAUUGAGGAUGAUGAAGAAGUUGAAGAGAGUGGAGAACUGGAAGAGAAUGAGGCUGAGGAAUUAGAAGAUGAUGGAGAUCUGGACGAGGAGGCGGAAGCCAUUGGCAAGCUACUGGACGAGGAAGAGGACUCGCCCAGCGAUGGGGACGAGGACUUCUACUGCUCUGCGGCUGCAUCACCAAGUGAACAACCCAGGAGGUCUAAAAGAUUGUGCUCUUCAUUCACAAAUGACAGUGACUGUUCAUCACCAGCUCGUGAGGAUGAGCAAAAGUGAAGUAUCAUCGGACAAUAACUUGUUAUCUUCAUAGAUAUCAAGUUAUUUGUAGUUCACUGUAGACAGAAUGCUUAUACAGGGUGUUUGUAGUAGAAAAUGUUUUGAAGUUCUAUAAGUACUUAGGAUUCAAGUUAUUCAAUGAUUUGCAUAUAUUGGCCAGCUCUCAAUAAUGAAUAGUAUAUUGUACCCAAUCAUUCCCAAAAAAUAUUGGUAAAUAAUCCUUUUGAAACUAUGUAUUAAUUUCUAGGUUAACAAUAGUAUUUUUGGUAUAUUU
Messenger RNA from Manduca sexta (tobacco hornworm), 892 nucleotides. Its product is annotated as glutamic acid-rich protein-like. The transcript is spliced from 2 exons. Lineage: Eukaryota; Metazoa; Arthropoda; Insecta; Lepidoptera; Sphingidae. Bases 1 to 618 code for a protein of 205 amino acids. The record is from RefSeq and is a predicted model, not a curated record.